Penicillium canescens is the source of this 3543-nucleotide messenger RNA. Its product is annotated as putative DUF221 domain protein. Bases 1 to 3543 code for a protein of 1180 amino acids. NCBI's taxonomy places the organism in Eukaryota, Fungi, Ascomycota, Eurotiomycetes, Eurotiales, Aspergillaceae. The transcript is spliced from 4 exons. Gene Ontology annotation, cellular component: plasma membrane. The record is from RefSeq and is a predicted model, not a curated record. Gene Ontology annotation, molecular function: calcium-activated cation channel activity.
AUGGUCUCGGGUUUGGAAGAAGCGCUGGAGCACAGUGGUGGUGGCCAUGGCCGAACGGCAGAGGGUGUCUCGAUUUCAACCUUCUUGGCCUCGCUGGCGACGGCCAUUGUGGUUUUUGUUGUCGAAUUCUUGCUCUUCCUCCUGCUAAAAGGCAAACUUACUCGCAUAUACCAACCUCGAACCUAUUUGGUACCAGAUAGAGAACGGACCAAACCAUCUCCACCAGGCCUAUUUCACUGGGUUGGCCCUGUCUUCCGUACCUCCAGUUCCGAAUUUAUCCAGAAAUGUGGGCUAGAUGCAUACUUCUUCCUGCGCUAUCUGCGUAUGCUGCUGAAGAUCUUCCUCCCCCUGGGAUUUCUGAUUCUGCCAGUUCUACUUCCGAUCAAUCGCGCCGGCGGCAAAGGUACAUCUUUUAAGAAUGGCACUGCUGGUGAUCGAUGGAGUGUUACUGGCCUGGACCAGUUGGCAUGGGGAAAUGUCACACCUCAACACACGAACCGAUAUUGGGCCCAUCUGGUGAUGGCUUUCAUUGUCAUCAUUUACGUCUGUGCCGUCUUCUUUGAUGAGCUUCGGGGCUUUAUUCGUCUGCGACAGGCCUACCUGACUUCUCCUCAACAUCGACUCCGUGCUUCUGCGACCACUGUGCUGGUCACUUCCAUCCCGCCAGAUUGGCUUGAUAUGGAUGCGCUUGAUAGACUGUUCGACGUUUUUCCCGGGGGCGUGAGGAACAUUUGGAUCAAUCGGAACUUUGACGACCUGAAUGAGAAAGUGAAGAUGCGGAACAAACUUGCCCUUAAACUUGAAAGUGCCGAGACCGACCUGAUCUCGAAAUGCAAAGAGGCACAACUCAAGACGGUAAAGGCUGAGGCAAAGAAAGCCGGGAAGAGCACAACGCAUGCGGAGAAACAAGAGAAAAAAGCGGCCGACAAACGGGCGUCCAAAAUCGCCAUGGGCCCGGGUGUCAGCACUGGCAAUCCUCACGAUCCCCACACGUUACAAGAAAUGCUCCACGGGCCAGCAGACGGACACGCCAAAAGAUCCGAGGAUGGACCUCGACGAGUAUUUGACCCUGCGUUUGCAGCCGCUGGAGCAGUUGGCCAAGGUGUGGGGAAACUGGGCAAAUCUGUGCUUGGGGGUUUCAAAAAAGCUGAGAAUGGGUUCGAGGGGACUUUGUCUCAGACCCGAGGCUUCGUUGCCACCACAGACGACAUUCUCCCGCCCCGUGGGAACACACCUCCAGGCACCGAUCAUGCUGUCUCCGGCAAGAAGUCUUCUGGGGAGUCACUUCGAUCUCAGCAGCAGCCAGAAACCCCCGACCCGGGUCGUACCGACACCAAGUCUCGCGAUAAAGCAUCAUUAAAACCACCAUUUUGGAGACGAAUGUCAUCUCAUACGAAAUCCCAGGGUACGCCGGAACCUGAUGAAUAUCCACUGACCGCACCUGACACUCCUGCUACCGAUGCAUUUCCCCGUGGAGACAAAGUGGAAGAGGAAGAAUACCCUCUCGCCUACAAUGAAGAUUUCGACAAUGAGGACUAUGGAGAGCCACUGUGGAAGGAAUACAUUCGACCCAAGGAUCGGGAUACAAUGCGUCUGCCCAUUUUUGGCUGGAGUUGGAUGCCCUCUAUCUGGCUUCUUGGCAAAAAGGUUGACACUAUCGAUUAUUGCCGCAAAGAGCUCGCUCGUCUGAACCUGGAAAUCGAGAUCGAUCAGCAGCAUCCUGAGCGGUUCCCUCUAAUGAACUCGGCUUUCGUCCAAUUCAAUCACCAGGUUGCUGCCCACAUGGCCUGUCAAGCUGUCAGCCAUCACCUCCCAAAGCAGAUGGCACCCCGAGUCGUUGAAAUCUCCCCCGAUGAUGUCAUUUGGGAUAAUAUGUCCAUCAAAUGGUGGGAACGCUAUCUUCGCACCUUUGGAAUUGUAACUCUGGUGUGUGCAAUGGUUGUUGGUUGGGCCUUCCCUGUUGCUUUUACUGGUCUGCUCUCACAACUUUCAUAUCUCGAGGGUGCAUUCACAUGGCUGGCUUGGCUUGGCAAGCUACCAGACUGGUUUAUUUCUGCUGUCCAGGGCAUUCUUCCCGCGCUGUGUUUGGCUAUCCUGAUGGCACUUCUUCCCCUCAUUCUCCGCUUCCUGAGUCGUACGCAGGGUCUCUUCACGGGCAUGUCUAUCGAACUAACUGUACAAAACUACUACUUUGCCUUCCUUUUUGUACAGCUGUUCUUGGUUGUUACCAUCGCCUCGAGUUUCUCAACAGUCAUCGAGAAUAUCACUGACGUGACGAGCUGGCCGGAACUCUUGGCUUCGAACAUCCCCAAGUCCAGUAACUACUUCUUCUCUUACAUGAUUCUGCAAGCCAUGUCUGUGAGCGCUGGUGCUCUUGUGCAAAUCUUUGGCCUGGUGAGCUGGUUCAUUCUGGCACCCAUUCUGGAUUCAACUGCCCGGAAGAAGUGGGCUCGAACGACCAACCUCAAUCAGAUGCAAUGGGGCACGUUCUUCCCAGUCUAUACCACACUGGCUUCCAUUGGGUUAAUCUACUCAGUCAUUGCGCCUCUGAUCUUGGUUUUCAACAUCAUCACCUUCAGCCUUUUCUGGUUCGUCUAUCGGUAUAACACACUCUACGUCACCAAAUUCCGCUUCGACACCGGCGGUCUUCUAUUCCCUCGAGCAAUCAAUCAAUUAUUCACUGGACUAUAUGUGAUGGAGGUCUGCUUGAUUGGCUUGUUCUUCUUGGUUCGGGAUGAAAAAGAUAACGUUGCUUGCAAGGGGCAGGCUAUUUGCAUGAUUGUGAUCCUGGUCUUGACCGCUGGAUACCAAAUCCUCCUCAAUGACGCCUUCAGUCCGCUGAUUCGAUAUCUACCGAUCACCUUGGAGGAGGCUGCUAUCAAACGCGAUGAUGAGUUCCGCCGUGCUCAGCACGCUCGCCUCGGACUUGCCAUUGAUGACGAUGAGGUGAAUGAUGUUGAACACGCCCUCGCAGAGGAGGAACGCCGAGAGCGCCAACAAGGACAAGAUGCUCGGGAUAUCGAGCUGAAACCCUUGGAGACCAGUGGCCUAGACCAGAAGCGACAGGAUUCUGGCAGUCUCUUUCCAACGUCCAAGCUUGAGCACAAACGUCCAUCGUGGGCAACCAAUGCAUCCAGACGACGAUCUAAGUAUUUCGGGCUCAACCCACCAAGCUCAACACCAACCAUCCGAGCUAUGCGAGAGAAGAUGGCUCUCGACACCGAAAAUCAGGGACCUGCCCCAAACACAGUUGGCCAAGCCCUCUUUGCUGGUAUACAUGAUGAACUGGAGGAUCUCACGCCCGACGAGCGCGAUCAGCUGGUGCAGCGCGCCUUCCAACACGAAGCACUUCGCGCCAAGCGGCCGGUUAUCUGGAUUCCACGCGAUGAUCUGGGUGUCAGUGACGAUGAGGUUUAUCGUACUCAGCGGUUCAGCAAACACGUCUGGGUCAGCAACGAAUACCAGGCGCUGGACGCCAAGUGUCGGACGAUAUUCAGUCGCAGUCCUCCAGAUUUCUCCGAGGUGGAUUUGAUUCAACUGUGA